Messenger RNA from Megachile rotundata (alfalfa leafcutting bee), 3381 nucleotides. RefSeq names its product SWI/SNF-related, matrix-associated actin-dependent regulator of chromatin, subfamily a, containing DEAD/H box 1 (gene Etl1). Gene Ontology annotation, molecular function: ATP binding. NCBI's taxonomy places the organism in Eukaryota, Metazoa, Arthropoda, Insecta, Hymenoptera, Megachilidae. The record is from RefSeq and is a predicted model, not a curated record.
CCAUAUCUUAAAACAUGUAAUUGAUUAAAAAACAUGUUUCGUUAAGAAAUUUGUAUCGUUUAUUUGAAUUUUUAAUUAAUUAUAGUUCAUAAACGCAUAUCAUUUGAAUAUCACAGAUUUUUAGCAAACUUUGUAUCAACAAUUCGUAAAAGUUGAAAGGCGAUAGGUGGCCGUAAAAGUGAUUACGUAAAAUAAUUAAAAUUUCAGACAUUGGUAUUUCGAAUAGCAGCGUCUCUCAUUCGUUUAACGAGAUGUCGGAUUCGAAUUCACCGAAAACGGAUGCAAGCAGUUCAAGCCUUUCAGGAAAUUUACGGCAAUUUCGAUUUCAGAAGAAACAACUGAAACCGUUGAAUAUGUCGGAUGAUGAUAGUAACUCAAUGAAGCCUGAGAUACAAUUUCGACGUAAGCCAGUAAAUGUUAUUGAAGACAGCGAUAGCGAUUCUGAUAGGACCUCUAAAAAUAAAAGCCCUGUAGAUUACAAGGACAAGGAAGCAGAUAAUAAUACAAAUUGUAACAGUGAUGAAGGUGAAGAAGAUUCUAGGAAUGCCAGAAAGAGAACUUAUAAAGGAUCUUCCAAAACCAGUAAGAAAAAAAGAAGAAAAUUAAAUAGAGCAGAGGAUGUGGAUAACGAUUCAGAUGAAGCAUGUUUUAAGGAUAAAGUAUUUGAUAGUGAUGAAGAUUCAGAUAUGGAAAUAUCUAAUGAACUUACUGGUGAUAAGAAAGCAGUUUUAGAAUUUAUGCAAACUGCUCAUCCAACAGAAUUACUUUUAAUGUCUCAAUGUUCUCAAAAGAAAACAAAUGCUAUCAUAGAAGCAAGACCAUUUGAAAAUUGGAGAGAUUUAGUUCAAAAGUUCCAAAAUAAUAAAUAUUUAGAUACAGAACUGUUGAAUUCAGCUCAGGAAUUAUUGGCUACCAGACAUGCAGUAGAAACCCUCAUGAAAAAAUGUCUUCGGUUAUCUACAAAUAUUGAAAGGGCUGUAGCUGCAGGAGCAUCAGCUAUCAAAAGUCAACCAAAAGCAUUAUCACCAAAUUUAAAACUAGCUUCAUAUCAAAUGGUCGGUUUAAACUGGCUUGCUGUGAUGCAUGCUCAACACGUUAAUGGUAUUCUUGCUGAUGAAAUGGGUUUAGGAAAAACAGUUCAGGUAAUAGCUUUUCUAACAUAUUUGAAAGAGGCUGGCCUUAAAGAUGAAAAAGAUGGACCACAUUUAAUUGUUGUUCCUAGUUCAACAAUGGAAAACUGGAACAACGAGUUGGAAAGGUGGUCUCCUGGCUUGAAGGUUGUAAAAUAUUGUGGUACUCAGGAAGAACGAAAAGAAAUGAGAUUAGGUUGGCGAAAUGGUGAUUUAGAUGAUGUAGAUGUCUUGUUAACUACGUAUAGUUUAAUUAGUAGUACUCCCGAGGAACGGAGGUUGUUUCGUGUUAUGCCUAUUUAUUACGUUGUUUUUGACGAAGCUCACAUGUUGAAGAAUAUGAGUACAAUUAGAUAUGAAAACCUCGUUAGAAUUAAUGCGAAACAUCGAAUUCUGUUAACGGGUACUCCUCUACAAAAUAAUCUGUUGGAACUGAUGUCGCUGCUAAUAUUCGUAAUGCCCUCGUUGUUUGCUGGCAAACAAGCUGACUUAAAAAGUUUAUUUUCAAAAAAUCCCAAAAUUCCAGUUAAAAAAGACGGUGAACCGCCAUUAUUUGAACAAGAACAAGUUAAAAACGCGAAGCAAAUUAUGAGACCAUUUGUACUCCGUCGAUUGAAAUCGGAAGUCCUUCAAGACUUACCUACAAAAACUGAAAACGUGAUAAAGUGUCCACUGACAGAGAAGCAACAAAAACUGUAUACAGAUUUAAUUGCUAAGUUUUCAGCGGAAGCGGAUCAGAGCACAGUAGUUAAUGGCAUUGGAAUGAUGAUGCAGUUAAGAAAGUUGGCUAACCAUCCACUUUUGGUGCGAGAUUAUUACAAUGACUCCAAGUUAAGAAUAAUAUCAAGUAGAUUAGCAAAGGAACAUACGUACAAACAAAAGAAUCCCGAUUAUGUAUUCGAGGAUUUACAAUGGCUGUCCGAUUAUCAAAUAAGUCAGUUAACAAGAACGUACAAAAGUUUAGCUGGAUUAGGGUUACCGCAAGAACUCAUUCCUGGAGCUGGAAAGUUAAAGAUAUUGGACGAAAUGUUACCAAAGUUAAAAGCAGAAGGGCACCGGGUGUUGAUAUUUAGCCAAUUUACAAUGGUGUUAGAUAUAUUAGAGGAAUAUCUAACUAUUAGGGGACAAAAAUAUUUAAGAAUGGACGGAAGUACUCCAGUAUCAGAUAGACAAGAUUUAAUUAAUCAGUAUACGGAAGAUGAGAGUAUAAACGUAUUUUUGUUAUCUACAAAAGCUGGAGGUUUGGGGAUCAAUUUAACAGUUGCAGAUACCGUUAUAAUACACGAUAUCGAUUUUAAUCCGUACAAUGACAAACAGGCAGAAGAUCGCUGCCACAGAGUAGGCCAAAAAAGGCCCGUCACGAUAACGAGAUUAUUAAGUGAGGGUACUAUAGAAGAAGGCAUGUAUGAAAUAGCCCAAGAAAAAUUGCAUCUUGAACAGCAGAUUACAGAGGAAGGAGAAAACGAGAGUGCAGAUAAAAAAACCGUAUUGAAAUUACUUAAGAUGACUUUGGGAUUGGAUCAUAACAGAUCUUUAUCUCUGUCUCCAGUAAAGAACGCAAGAACGAGUAACGGAUUAUUAACGGAAAGCGAAGAAAACUGUAACAUAGAAUUUUAAAAUUAAUAUUUUACUUAAACGUAUUUUGUACUAGUGCAAAGAUUUGCAUCGUUUUGAUAUAUAUAUAUAUAUAUUCUUAAACUUUGUGAUAAAGUGCCGUUGCAGUUGUACAAAACAUUCAACAUUAGUGUUGGCAUUGCAUUUUGCAGCUUUUUAGUUUACAAAUUUUUAGCGAAACAAAUUUCUGUAUACAAUUUUGAACGAUUUAUGAAACUGUAUUAACACGUUACAUUUUAUACCUCACUUAUUUGCAUAAUUUUUCUAUUUAUAUACAUAGGCGUAUUCAUAAUUUUUGUAAUAUUUUUUCUUCGUUUAAUGUCUGUGUUACAAUUUUGUCAUGUACCUUUCUUAUAAAUUUUAAAAACGUCGUAAAGACUGCACAUCACUUGCUACCGAUAUUGAACAAAAAUGAAUGCCGAAAUCUAAAUGAAUAAUUGUACGCGAAACUGAUUCUUUCAUAUUAUUUAACACACAUUCCUGAAUCGAAUUGUACAAAAAUACUAAAGAUAUUUCGCAAAAGAGUUAAUUUAUUAUUACACCAUACGUAUAUUUGUACUCGAUUAAAUUCUGACCAUCAAAAUAAAUAUGAUAAUUUAACUAAUUCGCUAACGGUUAAAUAUAAUAAAUUAGAUAU